Messenger RNA from Aspergillus candidus, 456 nucleotides. RefSeq lists its product as uncharacterized. The transcript has 2 exons. The record is from RefSeq and is a predicted model, not a curated record. NCBI's taxonomy places the organism in Eukaryota, Fungi, Ascomycota, Eurotiomycetes, Eurotiales, Aspergillaceae. The coding region runs from base 100 to 339 and encodes 79 amino acids.
AAAACCAUGUCCAUUCUAUAAACUAGCCACAAUGUCAAUCAAGAAAAAACUAAACCCAUUCACCAUGAAACACACAAAUAAUGUAAUGCAAAUGCCAUCAUGUCAUAUCAAACGCCAUGCCCUGUCUUCCUGUUAUGCAAUCACGCUGCGGCCAGCCAGCCAGCCUGUCACUGCCUUGAUCUGAUCGAUGAUCAGUCAUCACUAAUCAUUCACUCGAUUGUUAAACACGUGAAUAAGCCAACUCCUGUUUGCAAAUAUUAUACCAGUUUGGACUCUUCUGGAUUUCUGUUUUUUUUUCUCGCAUUCUUUUUUUCUUUUUUUUGUGUCCGACGCCGUUGACAUGACACCUUGGAUAAACAGAGGAAGGGAUAAUGAAAAGAAGAGAAACUCAAGAAAACAUGAAGAAGAAUGAAGAUGAAGAAAAAAGAAAGAAAGAAAGAAAGAUGCAAGGGAUAU